Molecule: messenger RNA, 2188 nt
Organism: Musa acuminata AAA Group (dessert banana)
Lineage: Eukaryota; Viridiplantae; Streptophyta; Magnoliopsida; Zingiberales; Musaceae
Product: chloroplast sensor kinase, chloroplastic-like
Exons: 9
Coding region: 100-1986 (628 amino acids)
Source: RefSeq, a predicted model, not a curated record
GAACGCAGAGCAUCUCCAAGAAACCGUUGCCUCCUCUUCCCAACCCCCAUUCUCCCACGCCCACCAUCCUCUACAUCGAACACCGCCGCGCAGCCGGCGAUGUUGCCCUCCGCCAUCGCUGCGGCGAACUCGCUCUUCUACUGCAUCGAUCCCCGCUUCCCUACACGGCUUCAUCUCAUUCAUACUAAUCCCGUUCUUCUGGGACUCCACAACCCCUCGCCUUUUCGGCCCAAAUCGACCACAAGCCGAUACCCUUCUCCGAUCUUCAGAAUCCACUCUUCUCUCCAUCCCGUCGCCCUCACAGACUCGAACGACGCCGCGGAGUUGGUCCCCUCCUCCGCCGCGGCGCUGGCCGCCGCCAUCCAGCGGGCCUCGCCGUCGUCGCCGGUGGUGUUCACCCAGCGGGUGGAGAAACAGGGGAAGGAAGGGCUUGUCCUGCCGAGCCCUGACUUCCAACGCCUCUGCCUCGAGCAGCUCGAUUUGUUUCGCAUGGUUGUGGAUCCGGACGCCGUCUUGUCGGUGUAUGUCAGGCCAGCUGGCAGUUACAUAAUGGACCAGUUAGAAUUACGGCGAGUUGUUUUUUAUCCAGAAACUGAUGUUUCUGAAAGUGCAGAUUGUGUGAUAUUAGUUGGUAAUUUUUCUAUACCAUCAGGUUUACGUGCAGCUGAAACUGCUCUCUCGAAACAGAAAGUGGAAGUGAUAUCUGGGACUGGAGCUCUUGUUCUGCCAAUGGUUAAGCAUCCAUUUGUUGUAGGAUUUCUAGUUGCAGAACUACCAAAGAAGGAUUUGGAUUCAUGUGAGAAUGUGGAUAGUGGUGAACUGUGUGUGCCCUUUUGCUCACCUAAAGAUGAUUGUUUAGGUGGAGCACCAUAUUCUAGUAAGAAACCCUGGGAAAUUGAGGCUUUCAGUGAAGAUUUGAUGAAAGCUUAUGGCCAAUUCACAACUGAACAAAGAUCAAGAGCUAUUGUGAUUUCUCGAUCUUUGGCCACAGCAUAUGUCAUGGAUCAGAAAGCAAUGCUUCUUCAACAGUCUUCUUGGCAAAAUAGUGUCAGAAUGAAUCAUCUGAUUGAACAAAUACGUGCACCUCUUUCUAGCAUUAGAGCUCUGACAAAAAUGUUAUCUGUUCAUGUCAAGAGAAGUGAGAUUUCAUAUGAUAUCAUCGAAGACUUACUUAUGCAGGGUGAACAUAUGAAAGAUGCCUUACAGCAGCUUCAAGAUUCUGCCUAUCUCACCAAGGUUAAUAUAGUACGAUACAAUGAAGAAACAAUAAAGAAGAUGCAUGAUCCUAAGUUCAGCCACCAAGAAUUGUCGAGGUCACUGCCAUCUGAGAAUGAUUCAAGCGAGAACAAAACAUAUAGUAUGCAGAAGAUGGAACCUGUGCUACCACUAAGCUCUGGAAAAAAAGACCUAGCAAUGCCGAUGCCACCUCUUUGGCUUGUGCCACUAAAACAAAACAUUACCAGACCAUGUGUUGUUUCUGAUAUAUUGAAAGAUCUGGUUGGAGCUGCUCUCCCUCUCGCUGACAAUCAACAACGAUCACUGGAACUUAAUGAACUGUCACAGUUUCUCCAGGUUGGUGUCGAAGAAUCUUCUCUGCGACAGGCACUUAGUAAUCUGAUAGAGGGGGCUUUGUUGCGCACAUGCAUAGGCGGGAAAGUUCAAAUAUAUGCAACUGGAGCACCUGCUGGUGGUGCCCUGGUCAUAAUUGAUGAUGACGGGCCUGACAUGCAUUACAUGACUCAAAUGCGCUCUCUCACACCAUUUGGAGUGGAUCUCUUUGCAGAUGGCAUGGUGGAAGACAACAUGACAUGGAAUUUUGUUGCAGGGCUGACCAUUGCUCGUGAGAUCCUAGAGAGCUAUGGGUGUGUCAUCCGUGUCAUUUCGCCCCGGGCCUUGGAUGCUGCCUUUGGUACCGGGGGGACGCGUAUUGAACUCUGGUUCCCUGCUCUGCCGUCUGAUUCAUCUGAUGCAGCCGGAGAGGUGUAGCAAAUUCCGGUACCCCAUUGUUCAUGCCAUCUUGGUUUUUCCAAGAGCAAGGGUCGUAGAAUUGGUUUCAUGAGAACACGUUGGUUAGUGUUGCUGAUAACUCACUUUCUUGUAUCUUGUUUUUCUACUAGCUCAUCAUUGAUAUGAGAUGCACGAUUACAAACGGUGAAUAGACUCGACAUAAAAAAAAGGACUUGUUUGA